ACCUUAAAGCGUUCUUCUCCGCUCAGUUAUUCACCCAGACACGUGCUGGUCUGUUCCCCCCUCUCCUCUCCUCUCCUCUCCUCUCCCCAGCCCUGCUGAUUCUAACCACCUCCCUAGUCUGGCUUGUGUCGCACUCCCCAGUCUGUCACACCAGGCUCCGGGAAAUCUGACGUGUUUUUCGCAUUUCCUGCACCAGAGAGAGACGGAGACAGAGCAGCGUCGGAGGGGGGAGAGGCAGCCAGAGGUAUGUCCACGGGAAGUUAAAAUUAACAGCAGUGGCUGAAACAAGGCCGUGCACCGAGGAGCAUUUACCUACAUUACCUACCUACCUACCUACCGCCUGAAUCUGCCCCUCCUCUCCGCCUCUGCAGCGGUGCCCAGCCGCUGUCUGCUCGCCGCGCUCCGGCGGCUGCCAGCACUCAUCUGGAGCCUCCCACCUCCACCACUGGCUCCUGCUUCCACGGUGCCCUGCUAACAGCUAACGGAGUUUUUUAAUUCCUCGAAGGUAAAAAAAAACAUGACAGAGCGAUUCACAUCUGGGGCCUUUGCUCGUUUUUUUGUGGUGCUAACUCUGCUGUAGCUGUUCAUGUUUCUUCCGUGCACUUCUGAGGAAGGCUCCCCCCGGCUAACGGUCGUUGUCUCUGUUGCUGCAGUUCAUGUUUUCGGGGGGGGAUAUUUGCAGCAUAUUCGACCAGACUUUUUCGAUGGAAUCCCAUUGCUAGGCAACAGCCUGGCCCCUUGUUAACUUCCUGUCAGUUGAUGUCAUUACAACUGUGGAAUGGCCUAUAGUCGUUUUAAGGCAAGUUUUACAGCUUAUUCGGACCAAAGCAUUUUUAAAAGGCGUCGCAGUUUGCGUUUUUUUGUCGUCAUAUUCAACUGGAAGGAUUUUACAGUAUCUGCCUGGAGGACCACCGGUUGAACGGAGCCGUUAUUGAAACCGUUGCAGCAGUGCAGGCUACAGUUCUGUGAAGGGGUGGAGGAGAAAGGUGGGGUCUUUGUAUUGUAAACAAGUCCCAGUUCCAGUAGGCUAGAGAGCGUAGGGACCGUUACACUGCCAUGGUGAUCUUCAACGGGCAGCUGAAGAUCAAGAUCCGCGAGGCUCUGGACCUCAAACCGACGGCUCUGUCCCUGCGUCACGCCGUCGGCCCCAAGACCCAGACCUUCCUCCUGGACACGUACAUCGCCCUGAAUGUGGAUGACUCCCGCGUGGGUCAGACCUCCACCAAGCAGAAGACUAACAGCCCCGCGUGGAACGAUGAGUUCACCACGGAGGUCCUCGGCGGCCGCAGGAUCGAGCUGUCCGUCUUCCACGACGCUCCCAUCGGCUACGACGACUUCGUGGCCAACUGCAUCAUCCAGUUCGAGGACAUCCUGCACAACGGCGGCAAGCACUUCGAGAACUGGAUUGACCUGGAGCCAGAGGGGAAGGUCUAUGUUGUUAUUGACCUAUCAGGAUCUUCCAGUGAAGCUCCAGUGGGCUCUGCCGAGAAUGAGGAGCGCGUGUUUCGGCAGCGGAUGCGUCCCAGGAAGCGGCAGGGUGCCGUCCGCCGGAGGGUCCACCAGGUCAACGGACACAAGUUCAUGGCCACCUACCUGAGACAGCCCACCUACUGCUCCCACUGCCGGGACUUCAUCUGGGGUGUCUUAGGAAAGCAGGGCUACCAGUGUCAAGUGUGUACCUGUGUGGUCCAUAAGCGCUGCCAUGAGCUGAUCAUUACCAAGUGUGCAGGAAUGAAGAAGCAGGAGGACACAGUCGAGGAGCCGCUCGGCUCGCAGAGGUUCAGCGUCAACGUGCCGCACAAGUUCAGCAUCCACAACUUUAAAGUUCUCACCUUCUGCGACCACUGUGGCUCUCUGCUCUGGGGUCUGCUGCGACAGGGACUCCAGUGUAAAGUGUGUAAAGUCAAUGUACACAGGCGCUGUGAGAGUAACGUAGCUCCUAACUGUGGCGUGGACGCUAGAGGAAUCGCUAAAGUCCUCUCUGACCUCGGAGUCACGCCAGACAAGAUCUCCAACAGCGCCCAGAGACGGAAAAAGCUUCCUCAGGGUCAGGAUCCGCAGCAGCUGUUAUCAGGGACGCCUAACACAGAAGAGGAUCGCUCAAGGUCCGCCCCCACCUCACCGUGUGACCAGGACGUGAAGGAGCUGGAGAACAUCCGGAAGGCUCUGUCGUUAGACCACCGCGGAGUGGAGCACAAAACACACCCGCUCUCCUCUGCCAUAUCUGCUGCCUCGGUAACAGAUGAGGGUCAUGAGGAUGGGCGAGUCGGCAGCGUCGGAGUGGAGGGCGAGGAAGGGCAGGAGAACGGCAACGUCAAAGGUCACGCCGCUCCGCAAAUCAAGAGGAUGAAUUUGCACGACUUUGUGUUCAUCAAAGUUCUCGGCAAAGGAAGCUUCGGAAAGGUGAUGCUGGCGGAGCUGAAGGGCAGCGACGAGGUCUACGCCGUCAAAGUGCUGAAGAAAGACGUGAUCCUGCAGGACGACGACGUGGACUGCACUAUGACCGAGAAACGGAUCCUGGCCCUGGCCAGAAAACACCCCUACCUGACACAGCUCUUCUGCUGCUUCCAGACUAAAGACCGCUUGUUUUUCGUGAUGGAGUACGUCAACGGAGGUGACCUGAUGUUUCAGAUUCAACGGUCCAGGAAGUUUGACGAGGCCAGAUCUCGUUUUUACGCGGCCGAGGUCACGUCCGCUCUGAUGUUCCUACACCGGCAUGGAGUCAUAUACAGAGACUUGAAGCUGGACAACAUACUGUUGGAUGUCGAGGGACACUGUAAGCUGGCAGACUUCGGGAUGUGCAAGGAGGGAAUCCUCGACGGUGUCAGCACCACCACCUUCUGCGGGACGCCAGAUUAUAUCGCACCUGAGAUCCUUCAGGAGCUGGACUACGGCCCGUCGGUGGACUGGUGGGCUCUGGGGGUGCUGAUGUAUGAGAUGAUGGCGGGCCAGCCGCCGUUUGAAGCCGAUAAUGAAGACGACCUGUUUGAGUCCAUCCUCCAUGACGACGUCCUCUACCCCGUCUGGCUCAGCAAGGAGGCGGUGUCCAUUCUCAAAGCGUUCAUGACUAAGAGUCCUACCAAGCGUCUGGGCUGCGUGGCGGCACAGGGUCUGGAGGAGGCCAUCAAGUUCCACGUGUUCUUCAGAGAGAUCGACUGGACGCUGCUGGAGCAGAGGAAGAUCAGACCGCCGUUCAAACACCUCAAAACCAAAAGGGAUGUGAAUAACUUUGACCAGGACUUCACGCGCGAAGAACCCAACCUGACGCCAACGGAAGCCAGCAUCAUCAAGCAGAUCAACCAAGAUGAGUUUAAAGGAUUCUCCUACUUUGGAGACGAGACUGUGGCCUAGACACACCCCACACACACACACACCACACACACACACACACACACACACCACACACACACGCCGCGAUAAACAACAUACACCAACACACUUCAACAAAGAUCUAAUAUUUAAAGAGAAACACGCCCUUCUGGAAACAUCCUGAACUUUUCCAGAUUCUGACUACUCCAGGAAUUAUACUACACUAUCUGUAUCUCUCUUUUUUAUGGUUUCCGUGCUCUUGUUGUUUGUCCAUUGGUGCAUAAUCCCAUCAAAGUAUAUGCUCGAGCAGCAUGUAAGCGCAGGUCAGAUACUGUGAGAAAUGCUCCUUCACUCGGACCGCAUGGAUGUCUGCUGCAGGUAAAGCAGUGGAUAAAACCAAACUGUGUGUGUGUGUGAGUGCGUGUGUGUAUGUGCGUGGGUGUGUGUGUGUGUGUGUAAGAGAGAGAUAAUAUACAAAUGUGCAUGCAUGCAUAGUCGAGAGAAAGAGUCAUUUCUGUACAUGUUGUGCUGAAUCCUGUGUCUGUCUAUGUGUCUAAAGAAUGUUUUUUGUUGAACCGAUGAUUGUAUUUUAAGAAAAAAUAAGGUCCUGGAAAGUAUUUUAUUUAUUAGAAAAAAGAGAUGUCAAGGGGACAUUUUUCGGAAGAAACUAUGAUGGAAUUUGAAUUUUUGUCAGUGCUUUGUUUGAAGUUUAACACUCCAACUGGCUCAUUAAAUGUUAACUCUAGAUGAUGGAACACAAAGCGACACUUUCACAUUUUGAAAUUUGAACUUAAUUUUAUCUCAGCAGUUUCCUUUCUUAUUAGAGAGAAGAGUUAUGUGCGCUGUUUUCCCUUCUAUCUCUCUCUCUCUCUCUCCAUAUUUUUGCUUCAUAGUACAUUGAUUUUUCCCCUUCUUCAUUAAAACCAAAUGGUACCAUUAGCCGUCGGCUAACACACCUGCAGUAACCUACCACUGGGAGCGUCCAUUGUUGUACUGAGGUAUGCUGCAGUGUUAACGAGCUGUCUUCCAUAAGACUUGAGACUUGACAUUAACAGUUUUCCAGUGAAGCCAAAUAACUGAAAUCUAAAAUGUCAGAGAAGCCCUUUAAAAAGUCUGAUUUACUGAAACUCUCUUCUGAAGCGAAAUGUCUCGGUCACCUGCUUAAGUCCUUUCAUGACCACUUGACCAGUGAAAUGGCUUUGUGUGUGUGUGUGUGUGUGUGUGAUAAAUGGGGUUGAACACCAAAACCUGGCUCCAAAUUUGAAUCAAUUCUAAAAUUCCAAAAAUGCCAAGAACCGGGUAUGCGUAAAAAAAAAAAAAACUCAUUUCAGUUCUGCACGUACACAUGGAGCGCUUUCUGGACGGGACGACGCAGCGCAGUGCGAUGCAUUUUGUUUUAUUUAGGCCAGGUUUCCCAAUUUGGGGCCCGCGGGCCAAGUUUGGCGCGUGCUCCGUUAGUGUCGGCCAAUGUGCAUGCCUAUGCUUAUUCUCCUCUCUGUAAGACCAGCACGCCCAGAAUGCACCUGAACACACCUCCCUGUAAGACCAGCACGCCAGAAUGCACCUGAACACACCUCCCUGUAAGACCAGCACGCCAGAAUGCACCUGAACACACCUCCCCUGUAAGACCAGCACCCCAGAAUGCACCUGAACACACCUCCCUGUAAGACAGCACGCCA
This is a messenger RNA of Etheostoma spectabile (orangethroat darter), 4988 nucleotides long. RefSeq names its product protein kinase C epsilon type. The record is from RefSeq and is a predicted model, not a curated record. Lineage: Eukaryota; Metazoa; Chordata; Actinopteri; Perciformes; Percidae. The transcript has 15 exons. Gene Ontology annotation, biological process: protein phosphorylation. Bases 1057 to 3351 code for a protein of 764 amino acids. Gene Ontology annotation, molecular function: diacylglycerol-dependent serine/threonine kinase activity; ATP binding.